Molecule: messenger RNA, 608 nt
Organism: Sinocyclocheilus rhinocerous
Lineage: Eukaryota; Metazoa; Chordata; Actinopteri; Cypriniformes; Cyprinidae
Product: embryonic polyadenylate-binding protein B-like
Exons: 4
Coding region: 126-353 (75 amino acids)
Biological process (GO): positive regulation of canonical Wnt signaling pathway; protein polyubiquitination
Cellular component (GO): nucleus; cytoplasm
Molecular function (GO): ubiquitin-ubiquitin ligase activity; RNA binding
Source: RefSeq, a predicted model, not a curated record
AAAUUAUGUCAACAGAAAAGCAACAAAAAAAACCUUCAAACUAAGGACAACUUCAUAAAGUAAAAGUAGUACCGAAUACAGAGCCGGCGGUUAAUGUGAGAGGCCAGGAGCCCCUUACUGCUUCAAUGCUGGCAGCUGCACCCUUAAAAGAGCAGAAACAACUCCUGGGUGAGCGGCUGUAUCCACUUAUCCAGGCCUUGCAUCCGACUCUUGCGGGAAAGAUUACAGGCAUGCUGCUGGAGAUUGACAACUCUGAACUACUGCACAUGCUCGAGUCUCCAGAGUCCCUGCACUCCAAGGUUGAAGAGGCUGUAGCGGUGCUUCAGGCUCAUCAAGCCAAGGAACUGUCCUGACGUUGGGGGUUGGGAGCUGCAGUGCUGGGGGAGGAGAACGGAUCACAUGACCUGAAUGUGUCAGCACUGAGAGCCCAUCUUACUGGCUAGAGGGCCGCCUGAUCCGCAUGCUUGCUUGUUUCUUGGCAGAAAAACAUAAAUUACACCAAAUAUAUAGUUUAAAGGAUCAGAAAUGAUUGCAAAUGCAACAUGCAAAUGUGCUUGUAUUGUCCUGGUAAAUGACUAAAUCAUGGUUUAACCACUCACCACCUUCGA